UCCGUCAUCUUCAGUCAUUCAGUAGUCGAGGAAAGCGAGUUUCGUUCGGAUCGUUGUUUCGUCGCGCGACUCGCCGUUUUUUUUGUAUGUGCUUUUGCCCUGCCCAAAGAAAUUUGUGUGUUACAUUUUGUGUCUGUGGAAAUUCGUACGUGAGGAAAAUCCGCAAAUUUAACACCUUCAAAAGUGAGUGACGGAAACGGGAAUUAGUGUCCCAUCGAGUGCCGGCACAGAACAGAAGACCCCUGAGGAACGUCGGGAGUGUCGCCGCCAGCCUGGAAGCGGAAGCCAUCCUCAAUCAUCCUCAUCAUCAUCAGCAGCAGCAGUGUGACCAGAAGAAAAAAUGCAAACGAUAAAGUGCGUCGUGGUGGGCGACGGUGCCGUCGGUAAGACCUGCCUGCUCAUCUCCUACACGACCAACAAAUUUCCCUCGGAGUACGUGCCGACCGUCUUCGACAACUAUGCCGUCACGGUCAUGAUCGGCGGAGAGCCAUACACGCUGGGACUGUUCGAUACUGCCGGUCAGGAGGAUUACGAUCGGUUGAGGCCACUGUCCUAUCCGCAGACAGACGUGUUCCUGGUGUGCUUCUCCGUCGUCAGUCCCAGUUCGUUUGAGAACGUCAAAGAAAAGUGGGUACCGGAGAUAACGCACCACUGUCAGAAGACGCCGUUCCUGCUCGUCGGGACGCAGAUCGAUCUGCGCGACGAGCAGAGCACGCUGGAGAAGCUGGCCAAGAACAAACAGAAACCGAUCACGCUGGAGCAGGGCGAGAAGCUGGCCAAGGAACUGAAGGCGGUCAAGUACGUCGAGUGCUCGGCGCUGACGCAGAAAGGGCUCAAGAACGUGUUCGACGAGGCGAUCCUGGCCGCGCUGGAACCCCCAGAGCCAACCAAAAAGCGAAAGUGCAAGUUUCUGUAAACCCCCUGCGUACAAUCGUGUAUUUUUGUUUGCCACCGCCACCACAACCACACGUAUAACCUUCCUUUAGACGACACACAUUCACACAUACACACAUACAUGCAAACACACGUAACGUAUUCAUCCAUACAAGCUUCCUUUUUUUUUCGUUUUCGUUUUUUUGUAUGAGACUUGAGGAAACACAUUAUAAUGACACACACACACAUUAAUAUACGUUGGUUGGAACCUAUUAUUAAAAGGUAAGGAAGGAAAAAAGCAACAAACAACAUACAAGUAGCGAUGGGAUGGGAGUAGAGAAACAGUACCGGUUAGAUUAGGUGGGAAAACAAUUGUAUUGAAAAAAAAAAAUAUUUCCUACAUUUGCAUAUAUCUUAUAAUAGCAACUAACAAAAGAAGAUAGUUUGUUUGAGAAGAAGAAAAAACAGAAGAGAAAGCAGACCUUUCUUGACGUAAGAAGAAUUGAUUAUCCUCAGAAAGACAAAAUGAUAAAAGAAGUAAAAAACACUGAUGGAUCGUUAGUAAGAAUGGCAGGAAACGCUAAAAUACUAUUAUACAACAAAAAAAAACAAACAAUUAUGAACAUUAAAAAUUUAUACAGCUUUUUUACAAAACUACAAACAAGAAUAAUGAACAAAACAAAUAUAUACCCCAUUCACAAAAAGAAAACGAUAGAAAACACAAAACAAUUAACAGUGAAGGUUUUUUUUUUUGGUAAACCAAUGAGAACCUAUUGUUGUUCCACGAAUUUUCCCCGUGGAGUUUAACAUGCAUCUUGCAUUUUCAAUCACCUGGUAAGUGCGUUUCGAUUCAAUCCCCCACACAAUCAUACAAUCCUCUUUUUUGUGAUGGAUAAUCAUUUCACUCACACCACCACUGCAGUUGUAGAAAACCCCCUCAUGCAAUUGCGUCUGUUUGCUCGGCUUAGUAGAGGAUCUUUUUCGUCAGAAUAGACCUUCUAAACUUAAAAGUUUUCCCUGAAUGUAUUUCACAUUUGUGUUGCAUUUUAGUUUCCUCGGACAAAUAUUAAGAAAUUCUGGCAACUCUGGAACAAGGUAAAUGCCAUCGCCAGAGUUACCAGAACAACCCAUAUUCGAUCAAGGCGAACUAAAAUGUGAUCUGAAGUGGAAUAGGCGUUAUUGAGGUUGGAAAAAGGUUAAAUAUGGGUCAGAUGGACAAAUUUUCUGAUAUGCAUUUGGAAAUAAUCCUUUCUCCAGCAGCUAUGGGUUAGGAGGUUAGGUCUGAAGUAUUCAAGGAGUGGUAGGUAAAGAAAAAAAUCCCGGUGCAUCGUAGGAUUAUAAAACUCAAAAUUCUUGUUUUUUUUCCACAUUCUUAUUUUUGUUAGUUUUGUUCCAUGUGAUUCGACAGAACGUUUUCCAUUUGCAUUUUCCAACGCUCUAUCGUUUCGUAAGAGUCCAUUCGCAUUUUCCACCACCCCUUUUACGUUUGUUCAUUUACACUUUGUUCUAGUUCUAUUGAUGAUUAUACACGAUUUCAACUGGAAGAAAAGAAGUUGUCUGCCUCACAAUUAUAAUAUGGAGUUAAAUUCUUUCCACAAUGGCUUCCUUCGGCAAUUUUCCCCUCCCCAAUUUGAGAGAGGAGUCCGAAGGGCGCUAAGCAUUAAAACUAGUAAGAGAACUGCGGGAGGACGAGUUAAUAGGAAGAGAUUUAUAUUUAAUAAAAAAAAAAUACAAUUAGUGACUCUGAGUAAGAGAGCUAACAUUUUUGCACGAGUGGCUUAAAUGUUUCCUUUUUUCCUUAGGAGUAAAGCCUACAACAAUUAAAUCGAAGUGCAUCCUUCUUUGAAGUCUAAUGAUUCCCCACAACUGACACACACAAAACAGAAAGACGGAAUAGAAGCGAGAGAUUUUGGAAAAAAGAAGUAAUAACACAACUAAAGCGAAACAGUUUAGGUUUUCUUAGUUUUUGUAAGGCACUCCCCUCCAGAUGAAAAAGAAAAGCGAAAAAUAAUGCAUAAAAAAAGUGU
Molecule: messenger RNA, 2900 nt
Organism: Aedes aegypti (yellow fever mosquito)
Lineage: Eukaryota; Metazoa; Arthropoda; Insecta; Diptera; Culicidae
Gene: Cdc42
Product: cdc42 homolog
Exons: 5
Coding region: 341-916 (191 amino acids)
Biological process (GO): small GTPase-mediated signal transduction
Molecular function (GO): GTP binding; GTPase activity
Source: RefSeq, a predicted model, not a curated record